Loxodonta africana (African savanna elephant) is the source of this 970-nucleotide messenger RNA. RefSeq names its product olfactory receptor 5AR1-like. Gene Ontology annotation, biological process: sensory perception of smell; G protein-coupled receptor signaling pathway. Gene Ontology annotation, cellular component: membrane. Gene Ontology annotation, molecular function: olfactory receptor activity; G protein-coupled receptor activity; odorant binding. NCBI's taxonomy places the organism in Eukaryota, Metazoa, Chordata, Mammalia, Proboscidea, Elephantidae. The transcript has a single exon. The record is from RefSeq and is a predicted model, not a curated record.
CAACUAAUCACAUCCAGGCACAUGUAAAACAGAAGAGAUGGAUAAAGAGAACCACUCGGCAGUGACUGAGUUCAUCUUUAUGGGCAUCACUCAAGACCCUCAGCUGCAGAUCAUCUUCUUUGUGGUCUUCCUAGUAGUCUACAUGGUCACUGUAGUGGGGAAUGUUGGUAUGAUUAUCCUUAUCAUAAUAGAGGUGCAGCUUCACAUACCCAUGUAUUUUUUCCUCUGCAAUCUGUCCUUUGUUGAUCUAGGCUACUCCUCAGCCAUCGCCCCCAGGAUGCUGGCUGACUUCCUAACUAAGUGCAAAGUUAUCUCCUUCUCCAGCUGUGCCACCCAGUUUGCUUUCUUUGUAGGUUUUGUGGAUGCUGAGUGCUAUGUCCUGGCUGCCAUGGCCUAUGACCGUUUUGUGGCCAUAUGUCGACCCCUCCACUAUAGUACACUUAUGUCCAAGAAGGUCUGUUUAGCUCUCAUGCUGGGCUCUUACCUAGCUGGUCUGGUGAGUUUGGUUGCCCACACUGCUCUCACCUUCAGCCUGAGUUACUGUGGUUCCAAUAUCAUCAAUCACUUCUUCUGUGAAAUCCCACCGCUUCUGGCCCUCUCUUGCUCAGACACCUAAAUCAGUGAGAUCUUGCUCUUUAGUCUGUGUGGCUUCAUUGAAUUCAGCACCAUCCUCAUCAUCUUCUUCUCCUAUGCCUUCAUCUUCAUAGCUAUCAUCAGAAUGCGCUCAGCUGAAGGUCGCCUUAAGGCUUUCUCCACCUGUGGGUCACACCUCACGGGUGUCACACUGUUCUAUGGCACAGUCAUGUUUAUGUACCUGAGACCAACAUCCAGUUACUCCCUGGACCAGGACAAGUGGGCCUCUGUGUUCUACACAAUUAUCAUCCCCAUGUUGAAUCCUUUCGUCUACAGUCUGAGAAACAAGGAUGUGAAAGCUGCUUUCAAAAAACUAGUUGGGAAAAAACCUCAAUAA